AUGGGAAAGUCUGGACGCAAGAAGAAGUUCGCCGCCCGCUGGGCGCAGAGCGCUUACCUCAAGGCGAGGAAAGAGCGGGAACGCGCGCCACCUACCGACGGGCUUGGUCAAGCAGAGGGAGGUCAGCAGACAGUUACAGCGGAUCUGCCAUGCCAGACUCCUAGCGACCAAACCGCACACUCACGAGGAGACAGCAGGCCUGUCUAUGAGGACACGACCUGUGACGUCAGCAAUAGACGUCAAGUGGACGACCUGAAUGAUCUGUCGUCUAACGAUGGGGACACAGAGAGUGGAUCAGACAGCUCCAUUGGAGGGGACGUCGAGAAGUUUCCGUCCCAGGCUACAUCACCAGAAGAGAGGGAGAAUCAUCCUCAGACCACGCCAUCGCCCUCUGUACCUUCUGCGGAGCCUCGAGGGGACGUCGAGAAGUUUCCGUCCCAGGACACAUCACCAGAAGAGAGGAAGGAUCGUCCUCAGACCACGCCACUUCCCUCUGUGCCUUCUAUGGAGCCUCCAAGCUCCUUCAUAGAAGAGGGUAACGGCGACAGGAUCGUCUUGAGGUUGCGCCGCAAGUCGUCUUCAACCGACGAGGGGGAAGAGCGCGCCUGCCCGGUCGGUUUUGAGAGGAACGACGAGUACGAGGUCGUCACCGACACAGACAGCAGCUCCGAAACUCGCAGAUCCAAGCACAGAGAGGAGCCAGGAAGGCGUCGCAGGGCACGGCAGAGCCCAAGUCCUAAGCGGACAGUGCUUCGCACAGAUGGUGAGUCCGAUGUGAGCGCAACGGAAGCAGCGCCACAAAGAGCGGACUUGAGCCUAAGUUCUGAGCGGCCAAAGCAGCGCACAGAUAUUGAGUCGGAUGUGAGUGCAACGGAAGCACCAAGAGCGGCCUUGAGCCCGAGUCCUAAGCGGCCAGUGCUACGCACAAAUAUUGAGUCGGAUGUGAGCGCAACGGAAGCAACGACGUCACGAGUGGACUUGACCCCAAGUCCUGAGCGCUUAACGCUACGCAAAGAGAGUAUAUAUUAUAAGUCGGCUGGCACAACAGAGACAGCGGCACCGAGAGGGGACUCGCCACCACCCACCCAACAGCGACAAUGUGCGCAGAGAAAGACACACAAAGGAGCAAACUCUCCCUUGACGAAACGCGAAGCUCGCAGACGCAGGGCUAGAGGGAAAGCGCCGGUGAACCCGGAAACUCCCUGGCAUACCGGUGCCAAGUACACCACGUGGAGCUGGAAGACUUCAGACGAAUCUGAUGCGUCCCAUAGUGAGGGUUCAUGGAGCAACAGCGGCUACGAAACCCCAGGCCACAAGUGGGAGAGACCUGCUCGAUCACUCAUCUACGUUGGCGACGGGAUUUGGAGCACCAUUUCGUAUGGAAAAACAAUCGCAGAACUCUGCAAGUCGCCACCACCGUCCCCACCCACACCUCCAAUACCGGCAUUCAUCAGGCCAUUCUUGCUGGGCAAAGCAGCACCCCCGAAAUCGCCUCCGCCGACCAGCCCGAGGUCUCCCCGCCAUCCAAACUAUCCGCUGCGCCACGGCGCUAGUGGCAGGUCCAAGCCGAUGUCGUUCUACACAAGCAACAAGCCCGCUCCUGUGGUAGGCUUGGCGGGAUCAGAGGGAGGGCCGCUGCCGUCCACAUCAGAGUACCCGGACUGGCGGAUCUCUAAGUUCGAGGGCUUCUCGACAGACUCUGAAGAAGAACAGACCAAAGAAGAAAAACCCAAGAGACGUGAAAGCAAGGUAUACAAAAUCAGACGAAAGAGGAAGCCAAAGAAGAGGUUAGCGAAGGGAGUAAAAGCACCGAAGUACAUCUUCGAAAAGCGCGUAAACAUUGGGAAGGGGCAUGGUAUCCGAUACUUGGCGCCACCUUCGCCCGAUCCAAACGCUAAGGACCAACCGGAGCUUAAGACGACCAGCCCAGUGUAUCAUAUAUGGACCCCGCCACACACCACAUCCCUCAGAAGCACUGCUCUAGAUUUGGGAGAUUUCAACGAGGAUGCACCUGCAGGGGUAGGCACUCCACCGAAAAGCACCAUCAGCAAUCUUAGCCAAACUGGCCAGGGGGAUGACAAAAGAGCACCUGCUGCCACGACAUUGUCUCCAUGUGACUUGGAGAAAGCCGAGGUUACGCGUCCUGAAGAAGCAUCUCCACUGCACCACACCUCCAUGCCUUCUACUGUAUUGCCUAAAGCCGCAUCACCAGUACCGAUUGACAUCUCUGCAAACGUGGUUGUAUACGGCACCCUCAGCAGUCCUAGCCACACUGGACAAGGGGACGAUAGAAGAGGGCAAACAGUCAAGGCACAGUCUCCAUGUGUCACUGACAAAACCCAUCGUCCUGAAGAAGGAUCUACACGGCACCACACUUCCUUGCUUUCUGCUGCAUCACCUGACAUCGCAUCGCCCAAGCGGGUUGACGUCUCUUCAAAAGUCGUUGCAUACGGUCCUCUUCCGCAAGCUAUCGACGCAUGUGAUACGCAAGCAGCUUGGGAUACGGGAAGCAAGACACCGUCAACUAAGGGAACGCCGAUGCCCGACCCGUGGUCGGAAACGUCCUCCAGUGAAGCAACAGACGCUCUCGCCCGCUGGUACAAGAAGUACCUCAGUCAGAGAGAGCCUGUACCAAAUCCGGCAGUCAAAGUGGUAAGCCCGACUGACUUUAGUGACUUUUUGGCAGGUUUGAGCAGCAAUCAGCACUCUGACGGAAACAGCAAAAGCAGUCAGCCGCUCUCAAGCCAAGUCCAACUUCCAUUCAAACAGUUGGCAUCUGCAAACAACAGCGACAACGAUGCCUCCACAAGUUCUUCGGAGGGAAGCCGUACGUGUGACAGCAGCAGCAGCUCAGGCCAUGACAGCCACAAGUAUCAAAGGAAACGCAAGCACGCAAGCGAAGGAUCUUUCCCCUUCAACCACGACUCUUCAAGUAGUGAUGAGAAAAGCAGAGGCAACACGACAACAAGCUUCGAUAGUUGCUCCUCUUCCGCCGGAAGCUACAAGAGAAGACGCCAUGACGACACAUCGGGACUCAGUCUGGCGGCGUCUGCCUUCGUCACAUCCAACAGUGACAGCAACACGGCAUCGUCUAGCAGAUCUGAAGGAUCGUCUCUCAGCAAAGGAAGUUGUCACAACAGUAACAGCAAUAGGGCAAGCUGUUGCGGUAGUGCGACUAGCAGGGGACUAAAGAGGAAAGCAGACGACUCAAACUCGCCGAACCCAAAGAGAUCCCGAACAGAGGACAGUAAGAGUGUCAGUGGUGGAAGUACAUCUGACGAUGGUGACAGCAGCUCAUUGAGCGAAAGCAGAAGCAGCCAUAGCAAGGGUAGCGGAAACAACAGCAGGUCCUGGAGCUUUCUCAGCAGAGCCAAGGGCGACAGAGACAACAAGGACAGCCACAGCAACAGCAGCAACAGCAAGAACAGCCGCAGCAGAAGAAGCUACAACGAGAACAGUAACAGCAGGUACAGCAACAGCCAAAACAUCAGCAACUACUCAGACGGAAACACAGAUGACGACACAAACACCUUCAGGUCAGCGUUUGGCUGA
Messenger RNA from Branchiostoma floridae (Florida lancelet), 3552 nucleotides. Its product is annotated as serine/arginine repetitive matrix protein 1-like. NCBI's taxonomy places the organism in Eukaryota, Metazoa, Chordata, Leptocardii, Amphioxiformes, Branchiostomatidae. The coding region runs from base 1 to 3552 and encodes 1183 amino acids. The transcript is spliced from 3 exons. The record is from RefSeq and is a predicted model, not a curated record.